This is a messenger RNA of Lepus europaeus (European hare), 5165 nucleotides long. RefSeq names its product structural maintenance of chromosomes 2 (gene SMC2). The transcript is spliced from 25 exons. Gene Ontology annotation, molecular function: ATP binding; ATP hydrolysis activity; protein binding. The coding region runs from base 225 to 3800 and encodes 1191 amino acids. Gene Ontology annotation, biological process: chromosome organization. The record is from RefSeq and is a predicted model, not a curated record. Gene Ontology annotation, cellular component: chromosome. NCBI's taxonomy places the organism in Eukaryota, Metazoa, Chordata, Mammalia, Lagomorpha, Leporidae.
CGCCGAAAUUCAAAGGAAUAAAUAGUUCGGGCGCGGGUGUUGGGUGUGCGGCCGGUGUCGUAGCCGCUAUGGUGGGGUUUGCCUCGUAGCACCGGAGCCUGGCGAGGUUGGUUCACGCGUCACCAUACUCGUGACCUGGAGGAGGUUUUGGGGCGCUUCGAGCCCAAGCGGCCGGAGACAGCAGCGAGGCCGCAGAGGUUUGCCUGCCCAAGGCACUAUUGAAAAUGCAUAUUAAGUCAAUCAUUCUUGAAGGAUUCAAGUCCUAUGCCCAGAGGACUGAAGUCAAUGGUUUUGACCCCCUCUUCAAUGCCAUCACUGGUUUAAAUGGUAGUGGGAAAUCUAACAUCCUGGACUCCAUCUGUUUCUUGCUGGGCAUUUCCAACCUAUCUCAGGUGCGAGCUUCUAAUUUACAAGAUUUGGUUUACAAAAAUGGGCAGGCUGGUAUUACCAAAGCCUCAGUGUCAAUCACCUUUGAUAAUUCUGACAAAAAGCAGAGUCCUUUAGGAUUUGAAGUUCAUGAUGAAAUCACAGUAACAAGGCAGGUGGUCAUUGGUGGCAGAAAUAAAUAUUUAAUCAAUGGAGUAAAUGCAAACAACACCAGAGUACAGGAUCUCUUCUGUUCUGUUGGUCUUAAUGUUAACAACCCCCACUUUCUCAUCAUGCAGGGCAGAAUUACAAAAGUAUUGAAUAUGAAACCUCCAGAGAUUUUAUCCAUGAUAGAAGAAGCAGCUGGAACCAGGAUGUAUGAAUACAAAAAAAUAGCUGCCCAGAAAACUAUAGAAAAAAAGGAGGCUAAGCUGAAAGAAAUUAAGACGAUACUUGAAGAAGAGAUUACUCCAACCAUUCAAAAAUUAAAAGAGGAAAGAUCUUCCUAUUUGGAGUACCAAAAAGUAAUGAGAGAAAUAGAACAUUUGAGUCGUUUAUAUAUUGCUUAUCAGUUUUUGCUGGCUGAAGAUACCAAAGAACGCUCAGCUGAAGAAUUAAAAGAAAUGCAGGAUAAAAUUGUAAAGCUUCAAGAAGAAUUGUCUGAGAAUGAUAAAAAAAUAAAGGCACUUAAUCACGAAAUAGAAGAAUUGGAAAAAAGAAAAGAUAAGGAAAUUGGAGGAAUACUCCGGUCUUUGGAAGAUGCUCUUGCAGAGGCUCAGCGAGUUAAUACCAAAUCCCAAAGUGCUUUUGACCUGAAGAAGAAAAACCUGGCAAGUGAAGAAAACAAACGCAAAGAGCUGGAAAAAAACAUGGUCGAGGAUUCUAAAACUUUAGCAGCGAAGGAAAAAGAGGUUAAAAAAAUAACAGACGGGCUGCAUGCCCUUCAAGAAGCAAGCAAUAAAGAUGCCGAAGCUUUGGCUGCUGCACAGCAGCACUUCAAUGCUGUUUCCGCUGGCCUCUCCAGUAAUGAAGACGGAGCAGAAGCAACUCUUGCUGGUCAGAUGAUGGCCUGUAAAAAUGACAUCAGUAAAGCUCAGACAGAAGCCAAACAGGCUCAGAUGAAGUUGAAACAUGCCCAACAGGAAUUAAAAAAUAAACAAGCUGAAGUUAAGAAGAUGGAUAGUGGCUACAGGAAGGAUCAAGAGGCUUUUGAAGCUGUAAAGAGACUUAAAGAAAAACUUGAAGCAGAAAUGAAAAAGCUAAAUUAUGAAGAAAAUAAAGAAGAAAGUCUUUUGGAGAAGCACAGGCAAGUAUCUCGAGAUAUCAGUAGACUGAAAGAAACCUAUGAAGCUCUCUUGGCCAGAUUUCCCAAUCUUCGAUUUGCAUACAAGGAUCCAGAGAAGAACUGGAAUAGAAAUUGUGUGAAAGGACUUGUAGCUUCUCUGAUUAGUGUAAAAGAUACUUCUGCAACAACAGCUUUAGAAUUGGUGGCUGGAGAACGACUCUACAAUGUUGUGGUAGACACAGAGGUUACUGGAAAAAAGCUACUAGAAAAAGGAGAAUUGAAGCGUCGAUACACUAUAAUUCCACUCAAUAAAAUUUCAGCUAGAUGCAUUGCUCCAGAAACUCUGAAGGUUGCUCAGAAUCUUGUUGGCCCUAACAACGUUCAUGUGGCUCUUUCCCUGGUUGAGUACAAACCAGAACUUCAGAAAGCAAUGGAAUUUGUCUUUGGAACGACAUUUGUUUGCGAUAAUAUGGAUAAUGCCAAAAAAGUGGCCUUUGAUAAAAGGAUAAUGACUAGAACUGUAACUCUAGGAGGUGAUGUAUUUGAUCCUCAUGGGACAUUGAGUGGAGGUGCUCGAUCCCAGGCAGCUUCCAUUUUAAUGAAGUUCAAAGAACUCAAGGAUGUUCAAGAUGAGCUGAGAAUCAAGGAGAAUGAGCUAAGGGCUCUAGAAGAGGAAUUAUCAGGUCUUAAAAACACUGCUGAAAAGUAUCGUCAACUAAAACAACAGUGGGAAAUGAAAUGCGAAGAGGCAGAUUUAUUACAAACCAAGCUACAGCAAAGUUCAUAUCACAAACAACAAGAAGAAUUAGAUGACCUUAAAAAAACCAUUGAGGAAAGUGAGGAAAUCUUAAAAAACACCAAAGAAAUUCAAAAAAAGGCAGAAGAAAAAUAUGAAGUAUUGGAGAAUAAAAUGAAAAAUGCAGAAGCUGAAAGAGAGAGAGAACUGAAGGAUGCUCAGAAAAAACUGGAUGGUGCUAAAACAAAGGCAGAUGCAUCUAGCAAAAAAAUGAAAGAAAAGCAACAGGAAGUUGAAGCUAUCACUUUGGAACUGGAAGAACUCAAAAGAGAGCAUGCUUCUUAUAAACAACAGCUGGAAGCUGUAAAUGAAGCUAUCAAAUCCUAUGAAGGUCAGAUUGAAGUAAUGGCAGCUGAGGUGGCUAAAAAUAAGGAGUCGGUAAAUAAAGCUCAAGAAGAGGUAACCAAGCAGAAGGAAGUGAUAACAGCCCAAGACAAUGUAAUUAAAGCGAAGUAUGUAGAAGUAGCGAAACAUAAAGAGCAGAACAAUGAUUCCCAGCUUAAAGUUAAGGAAUUAGACCACAACAUCAGCAAACAUAAACGGGAAGCUGAAGAUGCGGCUGCAAAGGUAUCAAAAAUGUUGAAAGAUUAUGGGUGGAUUAGUGCAGAGAGACACCUAUUUGGCCAACCCAAUAGUGCUUAUGAUUUCAAAAGUAACAACCCAAAAGAAGCUGGUCAGAGACUUCAGAAGUUACAAGAAUUAAAGGAGAAACUAGGACGAAACGUCAAUAUGAGAGCUAUGAAUGUACUGACAGAAGCUGAAGAGCGGUAUAAUGACUUGAUGAAAAAGAAGAGAAUUGUGGAAAAUGACAAAUCCAAAAUUCUUGCAACCAUAGAAGACCUUGACCAGAAGAAAAACCAAGCCCUAAAUAUUGCUUGGCAAAAGGUGAAUAAGGACUUUGGGUCUAUUUUUUCUACUCUUUUGCCUGGUGCUAAUGCUAUGCUUGCACCACCAGAAGGGCAAACUGUUUUGGAUGGUCUGGAGUUCAAGGUAGCCUUAGGAAAUACCUGGAAAGAAAACCUAACUGAACUUAGUGGUGGCCAAAGGUCUUUAGUGGCUCUGUCAUUAAUACUGUCUAUGCUCCUCUUCAAACCUGCUCCAAUUUAUAUCUUGGAUGAGGUAGAUGCAGCCUUGGAUCUUUCUCAUACCCAGAAUAUUGGGCAGAUGCUGCGUACUCAUUUCACACAUUCUCAGUUCAUUGUGGUGUCCCUGAAAGAAGGUAUGUUCAACAAUGCAAACGUUCUUUUCAAAACCAAGUUUGUGGAUGGCGUUUCUACAGUAACCAGAUUUACUCAAAGUCAAAAUGGAAAGAUCCCAAAGGAAACAAACUCCAAGGCAAAAGGACCCAAAUGACCCCAUGUCGAAGUUUAAAGUACAGAUGUACUCCUUCAACUUGCCUCUUUAAUGUCUUGGGAUCUAAUUUGUUUAUAUAAAAAAUGUUAUUUAACCUAUAUUUUCAUUUAUAUCAUCAGUUAAAAAUGAGCAUAGACUCUUCUAUUUUAAUUGGUGUAACUGGUCCAAUUACUGUGAUAGUGAUUUUAUGCAUAUCAAAUGCUUUUUCUAAUGCAUGUCUUUUUAUGUAAUAGGGAGUGUCAAAUACCUGGUUGGUGGUAAAUUCUGUAUGUAAAUGCAAAAGUAUAAAGAAACAGAUGAAAUUAAAUUGUAUGAUAAAUAUAGCUGAUAGUCAGCUUUUAAUUAGUUUAAUUCCUAAGGCAAUAUUUGUGUGUUUUCUAAUGCUAAUAAAGUCAUCUAGGUAAGGAAGAAUUAUAAAACAUGUAGCUAGACCAACAAUGGGAACAAAAAACAAGCUGCUUGGAAGAUAGUCCCUUGAGGACUCAAUGCCAAAUCCAGAGAUGGGAAACAGAUCUUGAAAGAUACUUCAUUUUAAUGAUGUUUGAAUAUCAUGUCUCUUUAUACCUAAUGAUUGACUCUACGACCUUCAGGGUUUUUUUUUUUUUUUUUUUUAAGCUGUAUAUUUUAAUAGAAACCUGUGUGUGUUACAUUGCGUUCUGCAAGAUUUUCUGAAAACCAGUUUUUAAAGAUGCAUGGCAACCCUUUUCAUAAUUUAAUCAAUAAUGGGCAACUAUUAAUGGGUGAGAGUGUAGAGCCCAGCAGGCUAAAUCAGAUUUAUCUUUGAGUCUGAUAGAUCCAUCUUUCUACCAAAAUAACUCCAAAGUUUGAUGAUUAUUGUACUUCUUAGUGUCUUCUACUUUCCAAUUCAAAGAAGGUGAAAUUCCUUUAGACCUUUAAAGAUGGCGCUUCAAACACCUUAAUACUAUCUUUGUGUCUCUAUGCACAUCCCAGAGCGGUAUCUUCAGAUUAAGUUCUAAAAGCUCUGAUGUGAGCUACUCUGAUCUUGUAUGUAUCAUUUUGGCCCUAUAUCCUUUCCUGAUGUGUGAAUCUUAGGUCUUUAUUGUUAUUUUCAUCCUUUCCCUGAUAAAUUCUAAUGCUUCCUGGCCCUUGGUUUGACGUCUCUCAUUCUUCAUUCUCCAUUUUAAGAAUCAGAUUUUACAUAAUAUACAUAGUUAAUAUGGACACAUAAGAAAGCAGCUAUAACCAAUUCCAGAAUUGGUUAUAGCUGCUAUACAGGAGAGGUUGUAAAUGCUGAGUUAAGAGAAGUUCAAUAUGACAAAUAAUAGCUAUGUGAAGGCUUUUGUUUCCUAUUAAAAAUAACUUAAAGACUGAAUAUUUUGCCAUAUGUACUAAUUUUCUUUAUUC